AUGAUAGCAAAACAAUACAACAAAACAAAGAAUCCUGGAGAAUACCAGGCUUUGAAAGACUGUCUGAAUCAAAUAAGUUAUGGAGUAAACCAAAUUACUCAAUCCGUCAAAGAAUUACAACAAAUGGAUACAGAUGUGGAAGAAAAAUUUGUGUGGCAUGAGAGUAACAUUAAGUCGUGGGUAAGUGCUGCCUUAACGGACACUACAACAUGUAUGGAUGGACUUUUGGGGGACACACUUGGGAAUAAGGUAAAAAGUAUGAUUAAAGCACGGUUUUUGAACGUUAAACAACUCGCUAGCAAUUCUCUUGGGAUCUUCAAUCGUUUCACUACAAGGCAUCGUGCUUCUCGCGCCAUCAGGAACCCCUAA
This is a messenger RNA of Lactuca saligna, 369 nucleotides long. The record is from the annotation of a GenBank genome assembly. NCBI's taxonomy places the organism in Eukaryota, Viridiplantae, Streptophyta, Magnoliopsida, Asterales, Asteraceae.